Molecule: messenger RNA, 4261 nt
Organism: Pomacea canaliculata
Lineage: Eukaryota; Metazoa; Mollusca; Gastropoda; Architaenioglossa; Ampullariidae
Product: phospholipid scramblase 1-like
Exons: 8
Coding region: 652-1641 (329 amino acids)
Biological process (GO): plasma membrane phospholipid scrambling
Cellular component (GO): plasma membrane
Molecular function (GO): phospholipid scramblase activity
Source: RefSeq, a predicted model, not a curated record
CCUCACUUCAUUGCAUCCAUUAUCCAUUCCCAUCUAUUUCUGUACCUAUUCUACAGACACCUGCACGUCACCAGCAUCCGUUUUCUUCAUUAAAGAAUCUACAUAUUUAACAGCUUAUAAAGAAAAGAAUAAAACAACAACAGCCCUGUGCUGCUUGCUAGAUGAAAUGGUUAAUAGGCCAGCUGUCUUUUGAUGAUUGAAAAAAUAAAAAUCUCUUGAAACGGAACUACAUUCAAGGAUAGAGGGCCUGUUGUUACUUUUUUUUUAGUUUGAGGUCAUCUGUCCCAUUCAUUCUGUUGUUUUGUCUGCUAUUUGUGGCGCUGACAAGCUUGUUUAUCUAGCUCUAGCUUACUUCAGCAUGGAUGAUAUGUACCAGUUAGACCUCUUAUCAGUUUUACAAAUAGCAAUCCUGGCAGUUCAAAUUUACAUAACACCACCUGUGGCAUGACUGAACUGAAGACUGUUGGUUUGGUAGACAGAACACACAGAGCAGUGGAUGCAGCAGCAUAUUCCUUGUGUAUGUGUUUGUGGCAGUUGCCCGGAUUUGGUGUUGCGUGUGGUGAGAGUGAUUUCAGGGCUUUGCAAGGUUUUUUUUCAGGUCAGCAGGCACAGGAUAAGUCUUGACAAGUGAGUAAAGCUGUCUACUAUACCAUGAGUGGGCCAUACACAGUUACCACUCAGCCUGGAGGAUACCCACCACAAGCACCGGGCCCCAUGUACCCAUCACCUGACACAGUUACCACUCAGCCUGGAGGAUACCCACCACAAGCACCUGGCCCCAUGUACCCAUCACCUGGCAUGCCUGGUGAUGGGUACAUGGGGUCAGGUGCCCCAGGACAACCUGGUUUUGCACAACCUAUGUACCCACAACCUGGAAUGUAUGGAGCAACAGGUCAGCCCAUUGCAAUGCAGCCAAUUCCUGGAGGCCCAGGUGUAAACCCUGCAGGAUGGAUGCCAGCACCUACUGUUCCUGCCAACUGCCCACGUGGUCUUGAAUACCUCUCGCAGGUAGAUCAGCUGCUAGUCAAACAAAAAAUUGAAGUUCUGGAAGCUUUUACUGGGUUUGAGACCAACAAUAAAUAUGAGGUCCUGAACUCCAUGGGACAGAAGGUGUACUAUGCUGUUGAAGAUACAUGCUGUGCCUCACGGAACUUCUGUGGUUCUGUGCGACCUUUUGACAUCAAAAUCUUUGACAACCAGAGACAGGAAGUGAUGCAUCUGGACCGGCCAUUGCGCUGCUCUCACUGCUUGUGCUUUUGCUGUUUGCAGAAAAUGGAAGUGCAGGCCCCACCUGGCACACCUAUUGGCUAUGUGCGGCAGGCUUGGAGCUUGUGUUGGCCGAAAUACAAGCUCAAUAAUGAGCAUGAUGAAACAGUGCUUCUCAUCAAAGGACCCUGUUGUCGUAUUGACAUUUGUGGAGACUUAGAUUUUAAGAUCACCUCUCCAGAUGAAAAAACUUGUGUCGGGAAGAUCACCAAACAGUGGUCAGGGAUGGCCAAGGAGGUCUUCACAGAUGCAGAUAAUUUUGGAGUAGUGUUCCCUGUUGACCUGGAUGUCAAAGCAAAGGCCACAGCACUUGGUGCUGUUUUCCUCAUUGAUUUCAUGUAUUUUGAAGAUGGAGGUUCAAAAAAUGAUCAUUAAUAAAGCAUCUUCAUGCAAAGUGAACACAAGUAUCUUUCGGCAGUGUUUCUUGGUGAAUACUUUCCAAAUGAGAAUUGCCAAACACCGUGAAGGAUGAAGAUGAACUGUCACAUGAAAUACUACUUUUUUGCCAUAGAUCUGCAAGCCCUGAUUGUAUGUUUAUUGGCCCAAUGCAUUGUGUGAUUGCUGUUCUAGUGGUUUGUACUAAUGAGUAUAAAAUGAACACUAAGAACUAAUAAGUUUUGUUUAAAAAAGCAAGUUUUAAGUCCUAGUCUUCUGCGUGAAAAGGACCAUUGUCUUGUACAUGUGGCAAGAAAUGGAGCUGUUAUUUUUUUCACAUGGUAUUGUGCUUUGGAAGAGGGUUAUUUACUAGUCUGAAAAAUCUAGUCUUCUUUGUGAAAUGUGUAAUAGUCACUGGUGAAAAGUUGGCCCAGCCUAGAUCAUCAGCAAGGUUUUUUUUUAAUGGUCAACUAAUGUUUUUAUUCUUGUUGGAAUUCACACAGGCUUUUAUCUUAUACUGUGGUCUUUUGGCUUUAACACAAAAUUAUAAAAACACAAAUAUGAUGUGAAUCAUGGCUAUAAAAUCAAGACAAUCCUAUGAGCAUGCCUUUUCUCUUCCAUUUAACCUUUGAAUCAUGCUUAACCAAUUUUUACUGAACAUCAUGUUUUUGCACAUUUACAUUUUGUUUUGCCAUUUAGAGUUUCAGUACUUUGGUCAGUAUCACUGUCUUGUGAUUUUUACUUGCCUCUGCUGUUUCAUUGAAAUGACAGCCUGCUGUUGAUCACAUCCACAUUUUCAUCACCAGUUGGCACCUGACCACCACUUAAGAACUUGCAGGCAACCAGUUAUUAUGAUAACAAGUGUAUAUUGUAGAACAAGCUUGUAACAAAUUUCUCUUUCCUGUUUUAACAGCAGUAUGAUGCUUUGGAGACCUUAGGUACAGGUUAAAGCCCUCCGUGGACAUUAGAAUUUCCUCUGUGCAGGGUAUCAAAAGAUGAAAUAAAUGUCACACUUUGUAUCUGUGCCACCUCUUAAAAAUUUAAUAUGACCUACUUAAACAAUUAUAUUUAAAACGUGUUUGCAUGUUGUAUCAUGGAGAAUUAGUAAAACCUUGCACUUUUUGUAUGCUGUUGGGUAAAUGAUUCAUGCACAUACAAAAUUCUUUUAAUAUGACCAUUCUAUGCAGCACAUGGUGAUAGUUAUCAGUUCUUUCUUAGUCCUCAUUUUUCUGAUUUUAAGGGACUAGUCUAUACAUAAGUUCUUAGCAACCUUCCAUGUAUAUUAUACAAAUUGCAUUGGGAUAAAUGAUAUUAGGUUGUCGAAAAAGUCAUGAUGUAUUAUUUUGUUUUUUAAAGGUCAUUUAUUUAUAUAAAGAACAAAUAUCAGUCCUGUUUUAUAUAUUGCCUGUUUUGUUUUAUAAACUUUUGCCAUCUUUCAGUAAGCUUCAUAAUUCCUUGUUCAUAUAAGGACCCCUGCCUUUAUCGGCAAAAAACUGAACAUGGUACUGAAUACAGCCUUGUAUGAAUUGAAUGCAAAACCACGCAAGGAGUUUUCAAGAGUGCAAAAGAAGUGGAAGCCUGACGGUGCAAGGUCAUGCAGGUGUGGUGUGUGUGGCAACACAUCUCAUCCAAACUCCAAUAAUUUUUGACAGGUAAUCGAACUUGUGCAUGGUUUUGCAUUGUUGUGAUGGAGCACAACUCCUGUAAGAUUAACAAGCUCUGGAUGAUGGAUUCAUUCAAACUGUCCAAUUGCCAACAAUAAACAUUUUUAAUCGACUGGUUCCUUGAAAGGAGGUUGAAAAACACACCACCUUUAAAAUCCCACCUCACCAAGAGCAUUAUCUUCCUUUGAUGAAUGUCUGCUUUUGAUAUCAUUUGAGGAAAAUCAUGUCAGGACCAAGACUAUUUUACACAUAACGUUGUUGUAAAUCAUUCACUUUUCUUCCCCACUUAUCAAUUCCUUUGAAAAAUGGCGAAAAUGAAAAGUUUGGUCUUCUCUCCAAAACUCAACCAAAUCAAUUUUUUUUCUUUUUAGACAAACUAGAACUGUAAAAAUGUGUCAUGACUUUUCCAGCAACCCAAUAUUUGGCCAUUUUAUUUGCAGUGUUAGAGGUUAGAAUGGGAGAGAGAGGAAAAGAUCUCUGUUUAAAGGAUGAAAUGGUUGGGACUAAUACAUUUAGAAAAUUCUUCUUAUCCAGCAGAACUUUUUAAUUUCUUUGAUCCCAAAUAAGCAUAUUAAAUAGGGGUACAUUUUGUCUUGUGUGCCUUCUUUUGCGAGGAAAUUUUAGCAUUUUUUUCAUGAUACUUAAAGAUGGUAUUAAUCAAGUAUAUUAAUGGUAUUAUGUUUAUGUACAAAGAGGCAUUAGUUAACAUAUGGCAUCGGUUGAAAUACAGUUUUUGUAGUUUAAUUGAUAUAUAUAUAUUUUGUGAUAUACUUUUUUGAUUUUUGUCAGACCAUUUAUUAAAAUAUAAGGCAAAGCUGUAUUGUUCCUACUAUUAGUGGACUUUUAACAUCCAAGUGUCUUUAACUCGACUGCAUGCAUGAAUAUUUUGUCUAAUAUACUGUCUUUUUUAUUGUAAUUUUAAAAAUCUGUAACAAUAAAACUAUUGCUAGCAGGCA